Molecule: messenger RNA, 1662 nt
Organism: Cutaneotrichosporon oleaginosum
Lineage: Eukaryota; Fungi; Basidiomycota; Tremellomycetes; Trichosporonales; Trichosporonaceae
Source: RefSeq, a predicted model, not a curated record
AUGUCUGCCUUUGGAUGGUCAAAGUCUCCCCCUCCCCCACCCCCACGCCCCCGCAACCCAUACGCUACGGCUCCUGAGUCGCCACCUGACUUUUCCCCACGCUCGGCAGCAGAAGCAGCAGCCCUUUACCAGGCCUACCCCGGGGCCUUCACGGACUUCUGGGGCCUGCCUUCGAACCCCAUCUCUCUCUUCAAGACGGGUGUCGCCUUCCGGCAACUCGAGGGCCCGGGUCAAUUCCGACUGCGUCGCAAGCUCGUACCUGUCACCAGGGACCAUCCUGUCGCCCCGUACUGGCCGGAGAUAUGCCCCAAUAUCGAAAGCUAUUUAAACCAACGCUCGGUGUGGUGGACUUCAAUCGAUCCCGUCCGCUUCGCGGAGCAGGCCGACCAAAGGCUCUCCGGGCCGCCGCAGCACUUGCCCGCCGUAUAUGCCUGGGUGGGAGUUCGCCCGCGGACCCUCACGCCGGCCAUGGCCAAGAGCGUAGCGCUGGGUAUCAAAGCCAUGCUUGCGGAACAUGGAUACACUAAUCUCAACCUUGAAGUCGCCUUUCGGGAGGCAUGUCUAUUCAACCACGCCAUGCUGCCGUGGACAUACCCCGACCCUGCUGCACCUCGGCGCCACGUUGUCACCCCGCUCCUCGGCAUGGCAAUCGGCAUCGAUCAAACCGAGCGCGAGGGAACUGGAGCAGUGUACUAUCGUGUCGGUGGCGCGAUUAUGCUUCUCACGGCUGCCCAUGUCCUGCUGGACCCCACGCCUAUAGCCCACAACGUGGGCUACGAUUACAAAGACGCCACACAGCCAAAGAUCCUAGUCUCGGCGCCCGGAAACAAGGCGUUCAAGUCUUUGGAGUCGGGCAUCAAGAACGAGAUAGAGCUUCUAAACAUGUGUCGGAAAGCUGCGCUGAGGGAAUCGGCCAACCCGCAAAACAGCGCAGACCACAGGGCGUACUAUCGGUCGUACGUCUCAACGACCGAAGGCAGUAUCCGCAUCCACCAGGUCCUCCAGUCCCAGGUCGCCAGCAUUAGAGGCAACCUAGAUCUAGGACACGUCCGCACCGCGGAUCCGAUUAUACAUUCCGACGGCGGCUACCGAUACACGCGCGAUUGGGGGUUCGUGGAGGUCGCGCCGUCCAACAAUGCUGCGAUCACCGCAGUAGGCAACCGUGUGUUCAUUGGGGACAUUGAGUCGCCCGAAUUCAUGGCAAAGAUGUAUCCGCGCCCAGACGAGCGCCCUAUCCACAACGUUACCGAGCAAGGAUACAUCCAGGUGCGUGGCAUCGUCCCGCAAGCGGGGCUCAGCGCACCGCGUGAGCACGACGCCGCCGGGAAGCCUGCCCUGCAUGUGUUGAAGAACGGACGGACGACGCAGACCACCUUGGGCGUCCUGAACGGCUUGGAGUCUCGGACACGACAGACGGCGGGGGGCCAGGUGAAGACUUCCUCCGAGCUCAUGGUCGUCUCCACCCAAAAGCAUGGCAUCUUCUCGAAGAAGGGCGAUUCGGGGGCCGCCGUGCUUGACCGCCGCGGCGGGCUCGUGGGCUUGCUCACCGCCGGCAGCGGCAGCGACGGCCAGCACGCUGACGUCACCUACAUGACACCAUUUUGGUGGCUCGACCAAAUCAUCAAGGCACGCUUCAAGAACGCGCAGCUGAUGGUCCCUUGA